AUGGGGUGCUUCUGCUUCAAACCCUCCACCUCUGAGGAUCCUUUUGAAGCUGAAACUGAUAUCGUCAAACAAGUGUCAUCGAAUGAUGCUCACGUUCAAGAAGAUGAACAGCUUGCUUUGGCCAUUCAAAAAUCUAAAGAAGACGAAGAGGAAAGAAGGCCCACCAGGGACUUAGAAGAGCAUGCACAUGAGAGAGGAGAAAGGCAAAAUAAUUAUGACAACUCUUCUUCUUUGAAAGACAAAAAAGAAGGACAGACUUCUGAGGAGAGUGAUGAACAACUUGCUGUGAGUCCUCCUCCUCCUCCUCCUCCUCCUCCACUUGAAGAACAUGACAACAUUUCCUCUGAAGCUCGCUUGGAUGAGAAUGAGGAGCAGCGGAUUAUCUGGGAGAGUUUGAAGGAUAAAGGUCAAACAAAGCCAUCUGAAGAUGAGGUCAUUCCUCCUCGUAGCAAGUGUGGUGGUUGCCACUCUGAGAUUGAACAAGGAGGAUCAGUGGAUGUCUUUGGUGUUCCUUGGCAUCCUGAAUGUUUCUCUUGUGGUGCUUGCCGUAACCCAAUUGCUGUCCACGAGGUUCAAAACCAUGUCUCAAACUCAAGAGGCAAGUUCCACAAAAACUGCUAUAACCGGUACUGCUAUGUCUGCCAAGAGAAAGUUAAGAUUAGAGAGUACAAUAGCCAUCCUUUCUGGAAGGAGAUAUACUGCCCUGCUCACGAAACUGAUGGAACUCCCAAGUGUUGCAGCUGCGAGAGGCUAGAGGUGCGUGAGUUUUACCCUUUACAAAACAAGGCAAGAAAGGAAACGAGAUGA
Brassica rapa (field mustard) is the source of this 807-nucleotide messenger RNA. RefSeq names its product protein DA1-related 6. The record is from RefSeq and is a predicted model, not a curated record. NCBI's taxonomy places the organism in Eukaryota, Viridiplantae, Streptophyta, Magnoliopsida, Brassicales, Brassicaceae. Gene Ontology annotation, molecular function: ubiquitin binding.